Molecule: messenger RNA, 2169 nt
Organism: Rubroshorea leprosula
Lineage: Eukaryota; Viridiplantae; Streptophyta; Magnoliopsida; Malvales; Dipterocarpaceae
Source: the annotation of a GenBank genome assembly
GGGAUUGUGAAGCUUGUGUUUUGUUGGUCUGGGACUAGGUCAGAAUCGAUAGGGACCACACUAAGUCACAAUGGGUGAUAAAAGUUGGCUAAACACCAUCAAGAAGUUGAAUGACAAAAAUUACAGCAUGUGGCAAACAUGCAUUGAAACUUACCUGGAGAGCCAAGACUUGCUGAAGAUUGUGAAAGGCAACGAGGUUGCGCUGCCACUAGACAUCAAUGCUGCUGCAUACAAGAAAUGGAAAAUCAAGAAGCACAGGGAAAGUAAGCAAUUGAAGGAGCAUAGAAAACCGAGGAAGAAGCACUCUUCAAUGGACAAGGUUGAGGAAGAGGCAAGGGGAGCUCAAGAAGGCCAAGAGGUCGAAAGUAGUAGCUCCAACAAUUACAGGAGAUGUAAUGAUCUAUGUUUUAAUUGUGGAAAGAGAGGUCACUUUGCAAGAGACUACAGAUACAAAAAGGGCUCAGUGCAGGGAAAUGUUGCUACCUCAAGAGAGGAAGAGAAUCACAAUGAAAAAGAAUGGGACAUGGAGGCUUCUUGUGCAACAGUGGAGAUAGAAGUCGAAGUUAAGGCCAACCAAGUGGCUUUGUCAGCUUCCAACCAAAGUAAAGUUGACUACAGCAAAAAUUGGAUAAUUGACUCUAGAGCUGCUAGUCGCAUGACAGGAGAUGAGAAAAAGCUAUUGAACUUGUCAGAAUACAAAGGAAACAGAGUGGUAGUCACAACAGAUGAUACUCGGCUUUCAAUCAAGCAAAUUGGAGAUGCAAUUGAAGGCACAUUGAUCAUGAAAGGAGAAAAGAAGAAUUCUGUUUAUGUGAUGUCUGCUGAAAUAACAUAUGUGGACAGGACUAGCAAGAAUGAUACUGCUAACUUGUGGCAUGCACGUCUUGGGCAUGAUUCCAAGUUCAAGGGCAAGGAACCACUGCAGCUAGUACACUUGGAUGUCUUUGGUAAAGUCAAACAAUCAUCAAUUGGUGGAGCACAUUACAUGGUGACAUUUAUUGAUGACUACUUGAGAAACGUUGUGUUUGAUGAAGCAUCUUCUUGGUGGUCUCCACAAGAGGUAGUGUUGCCAGAUUUCAAGGAGUUGGAAGAAAAAGUACAAGAAAAACUUGGAGAGGAUACUUGCAGGCUGUUGGAUACUCAAGAAGUUGUAGAGAAGGAAAAGGAGAUAACUCUUGAAAGAACAGUGAGUCCAUGGCAAACAGGGGUACAAGAGCCCAUGACCGAAGAAACAAGACAAGGUGAAGUAGAAGAAGCAGAACAACAGCCUGAGCAGCAGCCAAGAUGCUCCACUCGAGAGCGAAAGCCAAAUCCCAAGUAUGUUAAUAUUGCUCUUAUUGAAGCAAGUCCGCAAAAGUAUGCAUCAGACUUAUUAAAGAAGUUUGGGAUGCUUGAGUGCAAGCCAAUCUCAACUCCAAUGGAGAUGAAUGCCAGACACUGCUCCUAUAAAGGGAAGGACUUAACAAGUGCCACCAUGUACCAGCAACUCGUCGAAAGCUUAAUCUAUCUGACUUUAUCAAGGUCGGAUAUGUCAUUUGCAGUAGGAGUGGUGAGCAAAUUUAUGCAAAAUCCUAAAAAGCCACACUUGGAAGCAGUACACCGAAUUCUUAGGUAUGUCAAAAGAACACUGGAUUAUGGCAUAUUAUACAAGAGUGGCACAAAGUGUAAGGUGCUUGGCUAUUGUGAAGCUGAUUAUGUUGGAUGUCAUGAUACAAAGAGAUCCACUACUGGUUAUGUGUUUAAUUUGGGAUCUAGAGUGAUCUCAUGGUGCAGCAAGAGACAACCUACUAUUUCUUUAUCAACCACUGAGGUAGAGUAUAGAGCAGCAGCUGUGGAGAUAGAAAUGCAAGCUAAAACAACAGAUGAGCAAGCUGCAGAUAUAUUCACAAAAGGACUCAACGUUGGAAAGCUUGAAAAGUUUCGCAAGCAGCUUGGGAUGAUGCCAGGAAGCAAAGUCGGUGCUGAGGGGGAGUGUUAAAAUAUUCAUCACUGACUUGAGAUCUAAAAGGUGAUGAAGUAAAAGUUUUCUAGAAGCAAAAGUUUUCUAGAAGCAUAUAUUUUACUAUAAAGUAACUUGAAGCCACACAAGAAUAUAUGAUGGAGAGAAAGCCAUGUUAGUUGUGUGUCUAGAUUUUUGUAUGUAUGGUAAAUUAAAAUAUUGUAAACAAA